GCAGCCCAGCGCUCAAGAUAUUUCGUUAGAUUUUCUCAAAAAGUGCGCGCGCAGGCAGGAACUGAACUACGUUUCGUAGCGGAUUUGUUGAACGUUUUUUUUUUUCAUCUUGUAAAUUUAAGUUUAGUUAUCCUGACCAGGGAGAAAAGUGGAAUCAGUGAAUCAAGUUGACUCAAAAGGUGUCCUCAAGUUGGUACCAGUGAUUGUAAAGAGAUGGGUUCAGUUCCAGUCAGCCUCAGCGCGUUGGCGUUGAUCCUAGCGUUCGUCAGCACGUCGCACGCAGCUUUAGCGAGGACUGCGUUUGAAAAAUUAACGGAUUACGACUACAGAGGUGUAACGUACUACACGGUGAGGAAUCUGUCGCUGUACGAAUGCCAAGGAUGGUGUCGGGAGGAAGUCGAAUGCCAGGCGUUCGCAUUUUCCUUCGUGCCUAAUCCCUUGGCGCCCACGCAGGACACAGUAUGUCAGCUUCAGAAUGAAACAGCCGCCUCGAAUCCCAGUGUUCAACCGCAAAGGGCAGCGAAUAUGUACUACAUGGUCAAACUGCAGCUCAGAUCAGAGAACGUCUGUCUUCGGCCUUGGUCCUUCGAGCGCAUCCCAAACAAAAUGAUUCGAGGCCUGGACAACGCCCUGAUCUACACUUCGACGAAGGAUGCAUGCCUAGCCGCCUGCCUCAACGAACACCGUUUCGCUUGCCGCUCCGUCGAAUACAAUUACUUCUCUCUCCAGUGUCACCUAAGCGAUUCGGACAGGCGAACAACCGGGCAAUAUGUCCAGUUCGUCGAUGCUCAAGGCAUUGAUUAUUUCGAAAACUUGUGCUUGAAAGGUAAGGAGGCAUGCAAGACUCAGAGGAUAUUCCAGACGCCACGCAUCGGUGUCGCCGAUGACAAAGUUGCUCAGUAUGCCGGACUCCACUACUACACAGACAAAGAGCUCCAGGUUCAGAGUGAAUCAGCUUGCAGAUUGGCUUGUGAAAUAGAAAACGAAUUCCUGUGCAGGUCAUUCCUCUAUCGUGGCCCCCCUCAGGGUGCAUCAUACAAUUGUCAAUUGUUCCACCUCGACCAUUUCACACUGCCUGAUGGACCCUCGACAUAUUUGAAUGCCGAGAGGCCUCUUAUCGACAACGGGGAACGGGUUGGAUCCUACUUCGAGAACUUCUGCGAGAAGAGCCUUGGACCUCACGUAGAUCCUCUUCCCGUAGUUUUCGACAGCACCGAGGAUCCGACCAUUAACAAUUUAACCCGGACCGACGUUAAUUGCGACAAAACUGGAACUUGUUACGACGUUUCCGUGGACUGCAAGGACACGCGAAUCGCUGUUCAAGUUCGUACAAACAAACCUUUCAACGGGCGUAUUUACGCGUUGGGUCGUUCGGAAACGUGCAAUAUCGAUGUAUUGAACAGCGAUUUGUUUAGACUUGAUUUAACGAUGAGCGGGCAGGAUUGCAAUACUCAGAGUGUGCGUGACGGUUUUCAGACGGGAAUGUACUCGAACACAGUUGUGCUGCAACAUCACUCGGUGGUAAUGACAAAGGCAGACAAGAUCUACAAAGUGAAAUGCACCUACGACAUGUCAUCGAAGAACAUAACAUUUGGGAUGAUGCCGAUCAGAGACCCGGAAAUGAUCAGCAUAACUAGCGCCCCGGAAGCUCCUCCACCAAGGAUUCGUAUUUUGGACAGCAGAUCGAGGGAAGUUGAAACGGUGCGCAUUGGGGACAAGCUUACGUUCAGAAUUGAAAUUCCAGACGAUACUCCAUACGGGAUCUUUGCACGUAGCUGCGUUGCCAUGGCCAAAGAUUCUAAAAGUACCUUCCAAAUCAUCGAUGACGAAGGAUGUCCAGUGGACCCUUUGAUCUUCCCCAGCUUUACUACAGACGGGAAUGCGCUGCAGUCCAUCUACGAAGCAUUUAGAUUUACCGAAUCUUACGGCGUGAUAUUCCAGUGUAACGUUAAAUAUUGCCUGGGACCUUGCGAGCCGGCUGUCUGCGAAUGGGGCCGUGAAUCGGUGGAAUCAUGGGGCAAAAGGCGCAGGAGAAGCGUUGCUAAUUCCACCGAAGCGAAGGGCGAAGAUAUGACUUUGUCUCAGGAAAUUCUCGUGUUGGACUUUGGCGAUGAAAAGCAAUCUGAGUUCUUGCGUAACGAUGCGAGCAUAGAUUUCAACGAAGCAGAAAAAACAGUGACCAUCAUAGAGCCUUGUCCAACGAAAACAUCGGUACUUACACUCGGCGUAACCUGUGCUCUGUUGGUUUUGAUCUACAUAGCAACAAUAUUCUCUUACUAUAUGAAGAAGUGGUUGACGCCUCGCAAAAUGGUGGCAUGAAAUCAACGUUGACGCAUGUGGCUCACAACGAGCAGAUUAUGAAAUACGAUAGCUCGUGACAUAUCUUUGAAAAAGGGUCGGCAAGAUACUCAAAAGGUAAUUCAUUUACGGAAACAUUAGGAUUGAUGGUUCUAUAAAGAUUUAAUCCACAAUACACUUUCAUAUCAAUAAUAAUACUAAUUAUAUAAUAAUAUCGUACUUGUUUAAGACAUAUUAGACAUUUUGCACUAAGUAUCAUCUUUUAGCUACUUUUGAUUGGGUUGCAAACAUUUAGUGGAAUCCAAUAUGUUUCCAUCCAAUAACGGAUAAUCUCAUAUUGUAGUAAGCAUCAACAGAUAUUCGAUUCUCAAACAGAGAACAGGAAAAAAAAAUCAACACGAGGCAACAAUUAAGUUUCUCAUACUCAUACCUGAGACUCGUACGAUUUUUUUCUGAAAAUGAUCGAUUGAAUGAUUUGUAAACUCAUAUCAAGACUAGUAAUAUUUAAUGGCUCGCUCCUAAUUAAUUGUACUUAUAAUUUUAAGUCUAUGAAAGAACAACGGUAAUUAGCAUAAGGAACAAUAGAGUUUGUAAGUUUUCUCAGAAGCAUAAUAGAACAACGUACAUACCAAGUGUACUACUGUAAGUGGCUCGAACAUGAAUUAUAUCUUCGUAUCUUAUACCGUUUCAAACGCGGAAAUACAUGUAGGGUAUUCAUCAUAAUGUCAGGUUUCUUUUUUCAUGUCAAUGUAGUACUGAAAACUGCCUAAACUAAUUGUGCUGAAUUCGGACUCCCAGUACAGGCAGGUAAACCUUACGCAUAUACGGCAUACUAACUUUUUGGUAAGAAUUGUUAAAACUGAUUUGAAUUAAGCUUGAAAUCCGUUUGAAUGAACGACAUUAUUGAUACGAAUAUAAAACAAAUCAAUUCUCACCAAAAACAUAGUACAUUGGGUAAAAAUUGUGAUUUAUUGGUUACGGUGCUCACUGUUUGAUGAAAGAUAUUUUUAUACAUUAUCUGACUGUAAGAAUCAAUUCUUCGAAUUAUAAAAAAAAGUGUAUAUAUUAUAAUUGUUCAAUCAAUAGACAUUUACUUAAACAUAAAUUUUACACGUAUUUGUACGGUAUUUAUACACAUGUUUUAUUAAUUAAACGAGACAAAAUUCCAUUAA
Molecule: messenger RNA, 3470 nt
Organism: Neodiprion fabricii
Lineage: Eukaryota; Metazoa; Arthropoda; Insecta; Hymenoptera; Diprionidae
Gene: tyn
Exons: 12
Coding region: 214-2319 (701 amino acids)
Source: RefSeq, a predicted model, not a curated record